CCCCACCUGAUCUCCUUGACCCAAAGUCUGCCGCUCACAACUCCAAGCCCCGCCUCUCCUUCUCGGCUGCCAAGCCGUUGGUCCUGAACUCCCCCGAGGACGAAUACGACACCACACGCUUCACCGUCAUGAGGUGGAAGACGGUAUCAGUCAUCUUCUUCCUGGUGGUGCUCUACCUCAUUGUGGGAGCCCUGGUGUUCCGGGCACUGGAGCAGCCCCACGAGAGCCAACAGAAGCUGGCCAUCUUGGCUGAGAAACUGGACUUCCUGUCGCUGCACGCCUGUGUCAACUCCUCCGAACUGGAGGACCUCGUCAAGCAAGUGAUCUCUGCCAUCAGAGCGGGCGUCAACCCAUCAGCAAACUCAUCCAAUCAGACAAGUCUGUGGGACCUAAGCUCCUCCUUUUUCUUCGCUGGCACUGUCAUCACCACUAUUGGCUUUGGGAACAUCGCUCCCCACACGGAGGGGGGACGUAUCUUCUGUAUCAUCUAUGCCCUCCUGGGAAUCCCCCUCUUUGGCUUCCUGUUGGCUGGUGUUGGAGACCAGCUUGGAACCAUCUUUGGGAAAGGCAUCAACAGAGUGGAGAAGAUAGUUGGGUCUCUCCCUCAAAAGUGGAAAGUGAGCCAGACCAAGAUCAGAGUGAUCUCCACCGUGAUCUUCAUCCUUUUUGGCUGUGUCCUCUUCGUGGCGUUGCCGGCGGUCAUCUUUAAACACAUAGAGGGCUGGAGCACGCUGGAGUCCAUCUACUUUGUGGUCAUCACCCUCACCACCAUCGGCUUCGGUGACUUUGUGGCCGGUGAAAAAGGUCUUGAAAAGGGUGGUUCUGAGAUAGAGUAUCUGGACUACUACAAGCCUGUGGUGUGGUUCUGGAUCCUGAUUGGUCUAGCCUACUUUGCUGCCGUGCUCAGUAUGAUAGGAGACUGGUUCAGAGUCAUCUCCAAGAAAACCAAGGAGGAGGUAGGGGAGUUCCGGAUCCAUGCAGCAGAGUGGACGGCAAACGUGUCGGCUGAGUUCAAGGAGACACGGCGUCGCCUGAGCGUAGACAUCUCCAACAAGUUUGAGCGUGCCGCCUCCAUUAAGCGUCGACUGUCCUCAGAGCUGGGCCUCAACCCCAUCACCCAGGAGAUGACCCCGGGCAGGAGGACGCUGUCCGUGAACCUGGGGCCAGGGGAUGAGAGGGAGGCCUACCCCAACCUGGCUCUCUCCCUCACUCCUGUCCCUGGAGCCCUGGCCCGCAAUGGCAGUGGACUCUACCUGAACGGACUCAGUCCGGACUACGCUGAGGUAGCCAUCAUAGAGAGCCUCUAGUGAUGAGACACUGGGGUUGUGCAAGGAACAUGGAGGUGAGACACAUUUAUGGUCAUCAGUGGAGAUCAUUAAGUGAGACUAACACACACACACACGCUUGUGUGUUCAUGCUCACACUUGUGCUCAUUGGUUAAGAGGCUGGUUGGAGAGACAGACACUUCAAGCUGAGAUCUCAGGCAUACUGUAGGUGAGUUUUCAGACAUACACCCAUGCACACACACAUGUUCGUCAAAGGUGAUGAGAUGCAUACACACAUUAGGCUGUGCAGUAAUCGAUUGAGUGCUGUGAGGGAGAGAGACACUGGUCGAUCAUCACUUACAGUAGAUCGAUCAUCACACACAAAUACACACACACACACACACACACUAAUUGAUGGAGCUUGUGGAGAGACACACGCGUUAAUGCUCCCACUCCACCUGAAAACACAGAGAGGCUCUGAAGUCUGCAUCAGAUGAAGAGGUUCUUCACUGUCCAACACUGUAUCAUCCAAGAUGAAACUUUCUCUAAGGCCUUUUACCCAACAAGUGUUAGGUUCUCACCAGGAGGCAACAAUCAUCACCAAACUUACGGAGCAUGCAGUUGAUGUAUUUCCAAGAUUGUGUCUUUUUUCGUUUCAGUUGACACUUUUGUAUGGUUCAUGUAUUCAGACUACUAGGGCAGCAUUUAUUUGAUGCCUUGCUUUCAGUAAUGACACCGCUUACAGUUUUAAAGCAGAAUGUUUGGAUCAUUUUUUUUUACCUUCAAGAUGGACAUGCAGCUUUUUACCUAAGGAAUAUUCCUAGUGCCUUAAAUAAUGGAAGAACACUUUGAACAGCGUUUUGGAUUGCCGGUGCAUGUUGGACUGAGUCUUAUCUAUGUGGGUCGUUAUCAAGUCUUAAUUCUUACUUAAGCAAUCCUUGAGAAUAUUUGUACAUUAUUUAUGUGUCUUUUGGAGAACACAGCAACACAUCAAGUAACAAAGAGAAGGUGCAUGGAAGGAUAUGUACUUUGACCUUUUGAAGUGGAGAUUUAACAGAAGACAGAGCAUACAAGCAUAUUUCCGAUUGGAGCUGGACUGACUGGGAUAUUUCUGACCUCUGUCUGUCUGUGUGUGUCAACCAUUUUGUCCCUGUUACUGUCCCAUUGUCCUCUGCCUGCAAUGGUGACUUUGUCAUUCAGGCGCAUUACUGAUAGAAUGUCACUCUCUUCCUCCUACUCCUCCUGUUCCUCUCCUCUUCAUCCCUCCUCCUCUCCUCCCACUCAUAGACAAACGUAGACACUAUUUAUCAAAGAGAGAAAUGGUCCUACAGAAGCAUAUCAACCAUUCACCUCUAUGGUUGCCUUCAGUAACUCUGUAUCCCAACAACUCAUCCAUUCAUGUGGAAAUAGUAAGGUAAGAUAUGUAUUUAUCUCAAUGUUAAGUCCAUCAAAAUCAGAAGUGAUCUGCACACAUAGUACAAAGACUCUAAGAUGAUUCUUUUGCCAUCUUUGGUUGGUUUUCUUAAUGCAGCAGGGGGAGGGAGAGGGGGUGUUAAACACAGACGUUUUGGCUAAUGCUUCGUCAUUAAGUCCCUCACUUGGUCUGCACAUCACUAUUUCUGGGGUUAAACCGAAUACUCAUCAUUAAAAAAAACUCUUCCUGUGUCCACCUGUGAAUAACAGUAUGCUAUAUCAUGGAGUUCCAUAGUGAUGAAUACUUCUCAAUGGGUGGUGGAUGUAGAAGGCAGAUUAGGGAAAUAGCUUGGUAGCCUCAAGGUUUAAUCCGGCUUCUCUCCUCUGACAGACUAUUCAUCAUGUUGGAUAGAAAUAUAUUUGGGACAUACAUAUAUUGUAUUUUCUUAUACAAAUCAGGCCCAUUUUAUGCAUUUUACUCACUGUUUAUUUUGAUUGGGUGUGUGUGUAAUGGGCAUGGUUAUUGGCGUGGUUAUGGGCUUGGUUAUGCAAUGUGUUAUAAGGCUGAGGGGAGACUCAAUGAAAAAAAUGACUUGGAUUGUUACUUGAAUGUAAUAUUUAUUCUGUGCUUUCUUAUUUCCAAUCACGUUUUUAAUGUCAUAUCUUGCCAAAACAUCAUGCAUGUACUUCUCAUGUGCAUCAUACAAUACAGAACAAAGUGUCUUACAAAUGCCCCUUUCAUCAAGAAACAGGUUUACAUGUAACUUUCAAUUGUGAACAGGGUAAUGGUUGUUAACUGAACGUAUGCAUGUUUGAAUGGUGAGAAAGCAGCCAGGUCACCUGUGAUACAAAUCAGUAUUUGAAAUCCAUCCAUUUAUUUUAUUUAACCUUUAUUGAACUAGGCAAGUCAGUUAAGAACAAAUUCUUAUUUACAAUGACAGCCUACACCAGCCAAACCCAGAUGACGCUGAGCCAAUUGUGCACCGCCCUAUGGAACUCCCAAUCACAGCCAGUGGAUUCAAACCAGGGUGUCUAUAGUGAGGCCUACUAGCACUGAGAUGCAGCACCUUAGAGUGCUGACACCACUCGGGAGCCCAUGUCUGCAGAUUUCGGGAGAUGACAUGGAAACAGAGCAUUAGGGGCAAGAGUGAGGGAUGUAACCUUCAAAUAGUUUUUGGUUUUGCUAGGGUAUUGGGGACAGGGAUGGCGGAUGAGUGUAAGCAGCUGCCUCUAGUGCUAACGGUUGCAUGUUUGAAUCCAGCAAUAGAAAGUUGUUUUUGAGAUUUGGUAUAGGCUUAAAAAACAAAAAUCUCUUUCAUCCAUCUGCUUCCAGUGCCAAAGGUUGCAUAUUAGAAUCCAGAGAUAGAAAGUAGUUUUGUAGAUUUUCAUUUUAAACCUAUCCGAAACCUUAACCCUUACCUUAACCAUUCAGAGUUAAUGCCGAACUUUAAGAUUCCGGAGUUAAUGCCUAAACGUAACCUUUAAACACUUUAAAUUUGACGUUUGGAACUACUUUGAAUUUACAAAUCUGAGCAGGCAUCAUUGCCAUCAUGGCACUAUUUUAUGUGUACAGUACAGUAUAAAAGUGAAUCGUGUUACUGGGGGGGAAAGACAUGUGUCCUAAUACUCUUAAAUGGUGUAUUUUCCUUGUCUCCUUAGCUUUCCUUUAUGACCCCUGAUGUCAAAUGACUGCAUAGGUUUCCCCCAUAGCUAUAAUCUGCCAUAUCCUAUCAAAUCAAGUGAUCAUGACGAACAAGGAGACGAGGAUACAGUAGAAAGCUAUUUAUCAGUAUUGGGACAGUCCAUUAUCAGUGUGGUAAUGAGGGAGAAUGCUCACACAGCUCAGAGCAGAGGCCCAUGGGAGUUCACUCGUACGACUUCUGCCCGGGCUGUUGUAUGAUGGACAGGCACUGUAAGGAGUCCUGUCACCACCAGAGAAAAACUAGCGCAUCACGUUAUAUAAGCAUAUCUACAGCCCACAGGGGGACUCAGAGAGAGAGAGAGAGAGAGAGAGAGUGUGUGUGUGUGUGUGUGUGUGUGUGUGUGUGUGUGUGUGUGUGU
Oncorhynchus tshawytscha (Chinook salmon) is the source of this 4739-nucleotide messenger RNA. Its product is annotated as potassium channel subfamily K member 2. Gene Ontology annotation, molecular function: outward rectifier potassium channel activity; potassium ion leak channel activity. Gene Ontology annotation, cellular component: membrane. The record is from RefSeq and is a predicted model, not a curated record. The transcript has 6 exons. Bases 129 to 1307 code for a protein of 392 amino acids. Gene Ontology annotation, biological process: potassium ion transmembrane transport; stabilization of membrane potential. NCBI's taxonomy places the organism in Eukaryota, Metazoa, Chordata, Actinopteri, Salmoniformes, Salmonidae.